Messenger RNA from Calliphora vicina (urban bluebottle blowfly), 3069 nucleotides. RefSeq names its product HMG-coA reductase degradation 3 (gene Hrd3). Lineage: Eukaryota; Metazoa; Arthropoda; Insecta; Diptera; Calliphoridae. Gene Ontology annotation, molecular function: protein binding. Gene Ontology annotation, biological process: ERAD pathway. The transcript is spliced from 8 exons. Gene Ontology annotation, cellular component: endoplasmic reticulum membrane. Bases 152 to 2647 code for a protein of 831 amino acids. The record is from RefSeq and is a predicted model, not a curated record.
UACGGCAGUCCAUUCGACACACAAUAAAUCAUAUUGACGUGCUGGGCCACAGAAACACACGUCAGUCGUCGAAGUACCGAGAUAAAAACCAUCAAAAGGAAACAAAUAAAAUUCGAAAGCACUGGAAAUUUUAAAAUAAAAUACGAGCAAUAUGAAAUUUACUUUAAUUGCGGGCGUUGCAUUUUUACUGCUUAUGCAGUUUGUGGUGGCAGAUUUACUAGGGCCUCAAGUGACUAGUGGCGAAAUAAAAGAUAUUUUGGAUACGACGGACACCUCAACUAAGCCGACUUCGCACGAGGAGAGUAAUACGGAUGCGACCGGCGAAGAUUCCAAUGAAGCGCCUAAUAAUCAACGUAAGGCGUCCAAGUAUAUAGAUGACCAAAUGACAGCAGCCAAGACGGCGGCACAAAUUGCGUCUACCAUGCAACCGGCUGAAGGUGGUGAAGGUAAAAAUAAACUUUUACAAUUUGCCAUCUUUGAGCGAUUGUGGAAUGAAGAGGUUGUGCGCAAAAAGCUACAAGAACAAAUCGAAACGAUUGAAGCGAAAAAAGAACCCAUCGAAGUGGUCGAUCCAACACCUGAACAAAUUGAAGCUCAAAGUAUGUUUGAAAAAGGCAUGGAAAUAUUUAACGGCCAAAGUUCCGAUAAACGGGUAGCUCGUACAUUACUGCGCAAAGCUGCGGAAAUGAAAAAUAGUAAAGCUCGUGCGGCUUUGGCUUGGAUACGUGUUUUGGAUCAAGAUAUGGAGUUUGAUUUCAGUUAUGCAGCCACAGAGUUUGACGAAUUGGCCAAAGAAGGUUUAUCCGAUGCACAUUUGGGUCUGGCUUUUCUGUACUCUGUGGGUGUGGGAGGUAAAAAUGUAAGUCAACCAUUGGCUUUAAUUCAUCUAACUCUGGCCGCUCUAGAGGGUGAAUCAUUAGCUCAGAUGGCUUUGGGAUAUCGCUAUUCUUUUGGUAUUAAUGUCCCAGCCAGCUGUGAAAAAUCCUUAUCAUACUACAAAAAAGUAGCAACAAAAGUCGCUGCAAAUGUAAAAUUUUCUAGCGGGCCUUUGGUACACCGUGUUAGACUUUUAGAUGAAUCGGAAAAUCCAGGAAGUCAAGAAACGGAAAUUGUUGACUACUAUCAAUUGUUGGCUGAUAAAGGCGAUGUGCAGUCACAAGUGGGACUAGGGCAGCUCUACUAUCAGGGUGGCAAGGCAAUUAAGCAGGAUCAUCAGAAAGCGUUGGAAUAUUUUACAUUGGCAGCAAAUGCUGGCAAUGCCAUUGGUUAUGCAUUUUUGGGAAAACUCUAUUUAGAGGGCAGUGAACAUAUAAAAGCGGAUAAUGAAACUGCGUUUAAGUAUUUUGCUAAAGCUGCUAACUUGGGUGAUCCUGUGGGACAAAGUGGAUUGGGUUUGAUGUACUUGAAAGGGUAUGGUGUCCCCAAAGAUCCCUUGAAGGCUCUAAACUAUUUCACUAUGGCGGCUGAUCAAGGCUGGGUUGAUGGCCAAUUACAAUUGGGAAUGAUGUAUUUCACUGGUAAUGGCGUUAAAACUGAUUAUAAAUUGGCCUUGAAAUAUUUCAAUCUGGCCUCUCAGUCUGGUCAUGUUUUGGCUUACUAUAACUUGGGUAUUAUGCAUGCCUAUGGCAUUGGCAUAUUGCGUUCCUGUGCAGCUGCUGUAGAGUUUUUCAAAAAUGUGGCUGAACGUGGUAGUUGGAGUUCAUAUCUAAUGAAAGCCUACACCAACUAUAAAAAUAAUAAUAUCGAUGAAGCUUUUAUAAAAUACGCCCUGCUGGCUGAAGUAGGCUACGAAGUGGCUCAAAGUAAUGCAGCCUAUCUUUUGGAUCGUGGCGAUGUUACCAUCUUUCAUGAUCGUAAUGAAGAAUUAAUAAGAGCAUUUUACUAUUGGAAACGCGCAGCAGCUCAGGGUUACUCAGCGGCCCAAGUGAAAUUAGGUGAUUAUUACUAUUACGGCUGGGGUACAAAUAUAGAUUUUGAAAUGGCUGCUGCUUUAUAUCGUAAGGCCUCAGAGCAGCAAUAUAAUGCUCAAGCCAUGUUCAAUUUGGGCUACAUGCACGAGAAAGGUUUGGGCAUGAAAAAAGAUUGGCAUUUAGCGAAACGUCAGUAUGAUUUGGCGGCUGUGACAAAUGCCGAUGCUAAAGUGCCAGUUGCUAUAGCUUUGUUAAAGUUGCAAUUGUUGGCUAAAAUUGAGUCGAUUAAAGAGUCACCCUACAAAUUUAUUUUUUAUUUGGAUGAAAAUAUUGCCGCUAAUUGGGAUUUAUAUAUGAUUACGAUAUUGACUCUACUGUUGGGUUUCAUAACGUACACAAGACGUACUUUAGAAAACCAACGGCAACAGAUUCAAGAAAAUAUCCUCCAACAGCAGCAAGAAGAAAAUGCCGUAGUUGAACCUUUAAACAAUGAAAAUGCGACAGCAACAGUGGCAGAAAAUGACUUAAAUAACACAGAAUCGGCACAAUCCUCUACAAUUACAACUAAUACUAAAACAGAAACUACUGAAGACUCUAACAAUGAUACACCAUCCACAUCAAAGACGACUACAGCAUCAUCAUCGCCUACAUCACAAACUUCAACAACUGCGACUUCUGGAUCAGCGUCAGUAAUACCUUCAGCUGCUUCAAAUUCAAUCGCUGAUCCCACUGAAUAGUAAACAUUAAUUAAUUUAAUUCUUAUAAAUUCAUACUGUAUAUUAACAAAUACUAUACUUUCUAAAUACCAAAUUAAAAUGUAUUUAAAUUUAUCAAUGUUGUUUAACCUUUAGUAUAUGUCACCUUAAAAACACAAAAAAAAUAUUAAAACCCUAUCCCUUACUAUAACCUACACCUUUCCUUCCUCUCUAUUUGAUCUUAGAAUUUUUGUGUAUGUUGUCUGUACAUAUGAUCUAUCUAUAUUUUCGUUUUUUCUUUUCCUUAUGUUUUUUUCAUUUUAUAAUCUUAAAUUUUAUAAUAUGCAUAUUGAUACUAUUGUAUAUUAAUUUUAACCAUUAUAAGAGUAUAAGUAAUGAAAAUUUAAUAUUAUUUUUUUAAAUAAAAUCUAAGUUAAAUGAAGACAUAAAAUCCUAAAACCAUA